AUGGAAACCAUACGCGUAAUUACGCCCGCCCAAGCCAGAUCAUCUGGGAUAUCGCGAUCUACCUUUAGUCAACAGCCAAAACGGCCCGCUUCAAUUCCAGCGCACAGGCAACAAGAGGGUGCCACGCUGAUUCAUGCCGAGGACGAGCUGGGCCAGGAACCCCCCAAAAAGAGGCCUCGCAAAUUUGUUAUAGGGCUCGACUAUGGCACCACUUUUACUUCAGUCGCUUAUGUUGUCCAUGCAAUUGAUGACAAAACCCCACGAUUUUCUUCAAGGGAGGUGAAGAAUAUAAUCAAUUGGCCUGAAGAUGGCAAUGGAGGAGCCAGGGCACAAGUGCCUACCGAGAUGUUCUACUCGCCUGUUCCAAUAUUCAGAGUUUCCAAUCACGAUAGCGACGAAUCUGGAUCCGAGGACGACGACAAAGCGCCGAUUAACCAUCCCGUUUCCAGAAGCAGAGCCUUUUCUGCUUCAAGCUACGAGGAGCCUCUAGGACACCUCUGGGGCUAUGAAGCAACGCAUCAGAAGUAUGCUGCAAAUAUCGAACGCGGUACAAUGGGUCACGUUCAACGAGCAAAACUCAUGUUAGUAGAUAGCAAACACACCGCGGGCGAUCGCAAGAUGCUUCGCCCUCAACUAGAGUUCCUCAUCGGAAAACGCACUAUUCGGAAACAUAGUAAAACGGAUGGCGUCAAUCUGGAUGACGCCCAGGAUGUGAUCGCGGAUUUUCUUGUUAAUGUUCUUAGCCACACACGGCAACAGUUAAUAGAGCUCGAGGAUCUAAGCGACGACUGCCCCGUGUCAUUCUCUAUAACGGUUCCUAUCAUCUGGUCGCCACGAGCUUCGAGAAUUUUCCAGGCCUCCAUGCAAGAAGCGAUCGAUAGAACGAAGUUUGGUACUUUGGCACAACUCUUCAUUGUAUCGGAGCCGGAGGCUGCAGCAACUUUUUUGUUAGGAAAUUCUCACACGAUGCUGGCUGGUGAAAGCUUCACUAUUUUAGAUUGCGGCGGAGGUACGGUGGAUGGGGUUACUUAUACCGUCACCAAUAGCUAUCCGCUACGUCUGAAUGUAGAGGUUGGAAAGCCUAUUGGUAACCUCAACGCAUCCUUUCCAAGAUUUUCUCUAACCGAUUAUUCAGGAGACAAUUGUGGGGCCAGCUAUUUGAAUGAUGCUUUCGAAGCUAGGCUGUUGGAACGGCUCGAGGAUGAAGAUUAUCUCGAUUGCAAUGGUGAGACCAGAGAAGACAUCGUGAGGCUAGCAGUACCAGAGUUCGAAGACCGACAGAAAAGAAAGAUCGACAUUUCGAAGAGGCCAGUGGGUGAAGUCAGAAUCCCUGGUUUGAAAGGGGAUGAUAUCAGACGUACUCAAGGUCUUGCUCCCAAGAACUUCCGAAGAAAUUACAUACUCAUGAAACAAGAUGAUUACAUCAAGAUUUUCUUGCCUUUGUUGGAACGCACAAGCAGAGUGUUGGAAGACCAGCUCGAAGGUGCCUUGUCUCAGGGCACGAAUAUCAAGAAAGUGUUUCUAAUAGGUGGUUUCGGAGCCGCUCCUUCUUUGCGCAGUUACUUGAGGGAAUAUCUCGCCGAGUUUCCGCGGAAGCGGAAUUUGCCCUACGAUGUCGAGCUUAUCACGAUCAACGAGCAAGAGAGUGUCACAGCAAUAGCUGCUGGGGCCGCUCUGCGAGCAUUGAAUCUUGACCAAGGCCCCCGCAGGCAGGCCUACUCAAGUUACGGCUUUCUUCGGAUCGAGCCAUAUCUACCCAGGCGCGUGGAUCUUCCUGGCCACAAGGAAACCAAACCCAUUAUCGAUCGUUUCGACAAGAACCCCUACGUCACUGUAAUUGACUACUUUUUGCACAAGGGAGAUAUCAUUCCUCCAGUAUCUCGUUACAGUCCGUUUAAAUGUAUCCAUGCAUUUGAUCUCGACGCCGACAAGUUCAGAUGCGAGGAGAUUCUCUACGCCAACGACGAAGAUACCAAAUCCCACUACGGCGUGGACCACGAGGUGAACCGACAAGCCCAGGAAGUCGGGAGAAUCAUCGUCGACAUGACGUUCCUCAGAGACGAGGGCCGCAUUCAGCCCAAAGUGCCCGCGAGGGGCGCUCGCGGUGCGGCGCGACGCAAGGCUUACUAUGAAGUCAUCUAUGAUCUCGUCCCUGUCGUCGAAGGCCGGGAUCUGCGAUAUGAGGCGAGGUUUCCGCCAAAUAAGAACGGUCAGGUCAGGCAGACGAGCCAGAUUAGCAUCGCUGCCGCUUUUCGGCCAGGCACAGGUUAA
This is a messenger RNA of Drepanopeziza brunnea f. sp. 'multigermtubi' MB_m1, 2271 nucleotides long. Lineage: Eukaryota; Fungi; Ascomycota; Leotiomycetes; Helotiales; Drepanopezizaceae. The record is from RefSeq and is a predicted model, not a curated record.